GUCAAGUGAAAACAAUCCACCAGAUAAUAAAUUAUUUUUAAUCGUAAAAAGGUUAUACAAAUAAAACACAAAUAAUUGAUUCUUUUUAGAAUUUCUUACAAAUAAACAAAUUUGUAUCUGGUGAUCGGAUAAGGAAAUGUUUACGAUGCGGCUGAAAUUGGGUUCAGAUAGAAAUAAAGAAUGGACAUCUUGCUUUUGUUUGCAUGUUCGAACAGCUACUAUCCUAUUUGGGAUAUGGCAUUUGGUACUUCAUAUUUUGGCUCUGACUGUACUUGCGCUGAUGAUGCGAAAUCAUCAUGUGAUUCUCCAAAAGAACGAAGACCUACAAACUGAUUUCUUGCCUACCCCUUUAAGCAAAAAAGAUGAUGACAAUCCCUACUAUUUGCCUACAACUCAGGAUAGCCGCAAAAUAUAUACAUCUGACAUCGACAUGGGCGCUCUAAUGACGGUUUGUACGUUAUCCAUUACCCUUCUUAUGGUCUACGGAACAAUUAAAGGAAAACCGACACAUGUCCUGCCAUUCUUCUGCUUACAACUUUUUGAUUUUGCCAUUACAGCUCUAACUGCAACUGGAUACUUUUGCUAUUUGAGAUCUGCUCAUCGCCUUAUCGCAGAAAACUGGAACCUUCCUUUGCGCCAAGAACUACUUCAGUUGAGUCCGCAAGUUUUGACGCUCAUUGUAUUAUUGGCCUUCUUAUUUUCAAUGUUAUGGAAGGCAUACUGGAUUAGUGUAGUUUGGAGAUGUUACAAGUACCUAACCUUCCGCCAACAAACCAAUCGGAACGCCAUUCGAUACAUCAUUCCUGAAUCGGACCACCGUGGUAUCACCGAUCCAGAUUACCCUAAUCUGUUCCGCGAUCAAGAGGCUGUCUUUGGUGUUUUGAAACAGACUCCACCACCAUCAUAUCAAGAUGUUAUGGACGAACAACCGCCACCAUAUCCUUGCACUACACAAGUCGUACAGGAGACGCCAAACAGAUUUAGGAUUAUACAGAAUUCUACAGAAAACCAGGAACCUAGCACCUCCGCCGAAGCUGUCAACGUCACGCCCGUAAUCGAAACUAGUGCUGAAGUAUCACCUGCUGUAGUACCAGAAUCUCCCGUGUCCCAACAACCCGAAGAGUCUGAAUUAAAAGCAGAAGUUGAUAAGGCUGAAGCAGUAGAACCCGUAGUUGAAGCUGAUGAGCUAAAGAAGGAGAACGAGCAAGACCUAAAAGUUGAGUCACCCACUAAGAAUGUUGCUGUCGUCCCACAAAACGAAAACUAGAUCUAACAUCUUCAAAAUUUAAUUCACUUUUUGGGGUUUUGUAUAUCACCCAAUUUGCUCCAAUUUUUAGCUAGUUCUCAUAAAUAAAUUAAAAAAAAAUGUUUUAACUUUUAAUCACUUUUGCAAUGUGAUUUUUAUUUUGGGUAUACAUGUUAAAUAAGAGUGCUUUAAUGACAGUUGAUUAGUGUUAAACUAUCAGCUGCCGUUGAAUCACUCUAUAAUUCGUACAGAAUCAUAUUCUGUCGUGCACUGUUAUUAUAUGUAGAGAUAUUUAUUUGGUUACUUAAUGUUAUGAUAGUGUAAAUGAAAAGCCUGUACUUUAAAUAUAUAAUAUCUUCUAGAGUUAAUAUAAUUGAUCUUAGUUAUUAUCGUGGGUAUUUUAGAGUGAAAUAAAUAAUGUAGUUUAAGUGUUA
Messenger RNA from Diabrotica balteata, 1680 nucleotides. The record is from the annotation of a GenBank genome assembly. Lineage: Eukaryota; Metazoa; Arthropoda; Insecta; Coleoptera; Chrysomelidae.